Gasterosteus aculeatus aculeatus (three-spined stickleback) is the source of this 3168-nucleotide messenger RNA. It is a transcript of the gene armc1, whose product is annotated as armadillo repeat containing 1. Gene Ontology annotation, molecular function: protein binding; metal ion binding. NCBI's taxonomy places the organism in Eukaryota, Metazoa, Chordata, Actinopteri, Perciformes, Gasterosteidae. The record is from RefSeq and is a predicted model, not a curated record.
ACCCAAACACUGGCCACAGUCGCUAGCUAAAAAGCACAGGAAAGGAAGAGGCGCAGGCCUUAGCGUCAGUGACAUUAUUCUGUUACAGUAGUGUUUAAGGUGGCAUCGGAACUUUUUGUUACGUCCUCAUUGAAUCUUUUGGAACUGAAGUCAAUCGGGGUUGUCUCAUGCGUUUACUGAAAACUGUCAAAAAGUAGAGGGAAGAGGUUGUUUUGAUGUGCGUGGCAUCGCGACAAGAGGCACCAUGAGUGCGGAGCUGGAUGCACUGACUGUGGUGAACCAGCUGCGAGAUCUCGCCGCAGACCCCCUGAACCGAAGAGCCAUAGUAGAAGACCAAGGCUGCCUCCCGGGUCUCAUCCUUUUUUUGGACCACCCCAAUCCGCAGGUCGUCUACUCGGCACUAUUGGCCGUGCGUUACUUGGCAGAAUGUCGAGCCAACAGGGAGAAGAUGAAGGGCGAGCUGGGGAUGAUGCUGAGUUUGCAGAAUGUCAUGCAGAAGAGUACGUCACCCGGGGAGACCAAACUGCUGGCGUCUGAGAUCUACGAGAUCUUGCAGUUGGCCGGUAAAGAAGAGGCCGAGCAGGCCGAGGCGGCGGCUGCCUCCUGCCAGCGUAAAGCCCAGUUCUUCCUGGGCUCCAACAACAAGAGGGCCAAGACGGUGGUUCUGCACAUCGACGGACUGGACGACUCUGCUCGAAGGAGCCUUUGCGAGGCGGCAUUGCUGAAAAUUCGCGGGGUCAUCAGCUUCACCUUCCAGAUGGCCGUCAAGAGAUGUGUCGUGAGGAUCCGCUCGGACCUCACCGCGGAGGCGUUGGGCACAGCAAUCAACUCCACCAAAGUGAUGAUCGCUCAGCAGGUGGUGAGGACGGAGGGCGGGGAAGAGCUGAUCUUGCCAUUCCAGGAGGGCUCGGAGGCGCUGGUGGAGGAGAACACCGACAUCCCGGACUAUCUGCCCGAGGAGGAGAGUCCCUCCGAGGAGCAGGACAAAGCCGUUACGCGCGUGGGCUCCAUCACAGACGGCAUGGGCUGGCUCAACACGGCCGCCAACUUCCUGACCCGCUCCUUCUACUGGUGACCACUUCCUGCGUUGUUUCCCCCCCAACCCCUCCUCUGCCUCUCCCGGUUUUUACUCAUCCAGCCGAAGCCUUAGCAUCUCUCAGCGUGGUCCCGUACGAAGCCCCGCCCUCACGGCCACACUUCAGCCUAGACUCCCCUCCGCCAAGCAAACAGAACCCGGCCGCGUGUAUAACGAGCGCUGGACUGCAGAGUGGAACCUGCAACAAUAUUUAACACGUGUGCAUGUGAGGCCACCCAUCCCGCUGCUGGCUGUUUGUGCACAACUACACACCAGCUGCAUAUGUACCUCACGAGACAUGGCCAGAGGACUCGAAAGCAGCCGAAACCAAAUAGCAUCCUGCAGGUGUGUGUCGCUGCGCGGACAGGGGGGACUUUUGGAAGGGGGGGUGGGGGGGCGGGCUUGUCCAACUGUUCCGAAGGCCAAUUUUGAGUACGUUGGCCGUUCCCUUUCUUUUGUGCAUGAUUUUUGGUUGCUCUCCUGCGGUGUUUUCUCUCAUCGUAGUUUUUCUCUCCUAUAUGUUUUUUUUUUUUUUUCUCUUGUUCUUUUUCAAAUACACAAUUUUUUUUCUUCCAUGGCCCUUCAGUUUUAUUAGCAUGCAGAGUAUUUGUGCCAAUCUUGCCCGAUUGCCUAGAUCUGUGACAUUUGUGUGUGCCUUUUUUGACAUUUUACUUUCAAACAUAUUAGCUAUGUUUUUUGUUCUUUCCAUCAGUCAUUCAAAUAACUCAUUUGAGAAAAACGCAUUUCUGCAUCCGCGGUGGCCCUUAGCAGCAGCCGCCAGCCUCUUCCCCUCUUAGCUUCACGAGGGACGUCUCGUCGGCAGUGACGGCGAGCUGGACGGCAGCAAGAGGCCGCCGCCCACUCAGCCACAGCUCACGCUAAUUGGUUUGUUGCACGCUGAAGGGAAGGGAAGUCCUUAACUAAUUAAAACGCCGCGUCGAGCUGGACUCUCCGCACUGACGCUUUCACGCAGGACGCAGCAGCAGCAGCGGCGGCGAGCUGGAUGACACAGACUUGAGGCCACCUCCCCUUUUCAGCCUCACGAGGGGCGUUAUAGUCUCCUGUAGUAUCAGUAAGUCCCUCGCUCAGCAUCUAGAAGACAAACCUGUUAGCCGGCUGCUCGUCAAGCGCUUUCCUGCGUCGCCUGGACUCCCACUGACAUUUCCACAGCGUCGUAGUUUAGCCGGCAGUGUCUUUACAGCAAAGAUCACACUGGUGCACGCUCACACACCCGUACAGAGGACUCACUAAUAGGAGCAGUAGUGGUAUACUGGAACCGGAGUUGUGUACAUUUUGUAAAUUGUGCCUGGUUCCCUAAAAUCUCAAACCUUCCAUGUGAAGGAUUUCUUUUGUUCUCUUUUUGUAACACUGAUUUGCAUUUGAUGUCGCAAAAUAGGAUUACACGGCUAAUGCUGACACUCUUAGUGACUUUAUUCCUUUCGUUUAGCCCCAUGACUCACUCCAGGUGUAAUUAUCAUCCCCUCUGACUUGUGUGGGUGUCAUUAAUGAUUAUUAUGUACAAUGCUGACCAAGCGACUGUUAUUGUUCUGAUGGUGCGGAGAUGUCGCAGUUGGUUGAGAUCAAGCGGAUGGUGGAAUGCACAGAUUGACCUGAAUAAUCCGAAUUGACGGUGGUUAUUCUCUGCCACAGCAGUAGUGUUUUUUUGCAUUACAUGUAGUUGUAGAUGUAGAGAACAGCAACAACCUUCAAAAUGUUUUGGAAUAAAAGGUUUUAGUUCCAAAUUAGGAUUAUCAUCAGUAUUAAAACUUCUUCUCUAUUUAUCCAUCUAUUUGCACAGACGGAAUCUCAAAGUUACAUCUUGUAAUUUAAUUUUUAAUUGUUGGUCUCAUACUGCAAAAAAAUACUUGUUUCUUAGAACUGUUCUUAUGUGUUGAUCAAAGUGUAAAUUUCCCUCAACUGCUACAUUAACCACAUCUAUAAAGGAUGAAAAGAAAAACAAACAAACCUUGUAACCAUAUGUACAGACUUCCUUGGUCUGUCAUCAAGUGUAAUAUAAUGCGAUGCAGCGCCUGAACGUGUAGACUGCCAUAGACUGUUGAUGCAAACGAUCAUAAACUUAAAAUCCGAAUGUG